GCCCAUGCGUUCAUUGGCAGCAGCUCUGCAGCCACCAAGCGGCUCCCAGGGAACGCCGCCUUCGGCCGCAAAAGCUUCUCCUCCUCCCUCCUCUCACAUUUCUGAAUGACAUCACGCUGCCAAGUAUUCCCGUUGCUUCUCGCCAGAGAGAGAGAACAUCACCAUUAUUCUCCACAGGAGCCCAGCAAGAGACAGCUUCGCGCUCUCUAACGAUGGUCCUGUAGCCCCCGUUAGCUUAGCGGACCCCGCCACCGCCGCCGCCGCUGUCUUGCUCCUCGUUGGCUUUUGUCUGCCUCCAACCGCCGCCGCUCCUCCUUGGAGCCAAAAUUACUAAAAGAGAAGAAAAGAGGGAGAAAAAAAAGAGCGGUGGUGUGGGGGAAAGGACCGAACUGAUUCGGGCGUGGUAGCAAGGAGAGAAGAGGAGAGGAGGGGGGGGGGAGAAAAAGUCAUUUUUGUCCCAAAAACUUCAGAGAAGCAGGCGGAAAAAAUGUCGCUGUCGGUGCCGCAGAACGGAGUGAAGGCGGACAACGAACCCGUCAUCGAGCUUUUUGUGAAGGCGGGCAGCGAUGGCGAGAGCAUCGGAAACUGCCCCUUCUCCCAGAGGCUCUUCAUGAUACUCUGGCUCAAAGGAGUCGUCUUUAACGUCACCACGGUGGACCUGAAAAGGAAGCCCGCAGACCUCCAGAACCUGGCCCCCGGCACGCACCCGCCCUUCAUCACGUUCAACGGCGAGGUCAAAACCGACGUCAACAAGAUCGAGGAGUUCCUUGAGGAUGUGCUUAGCCCACCCAAAUACAUCAAGCUCGGAGCCAAACACCCCGAGUCCAACACGGCCGGCAUGGACAUCUUCGCCAAGUUCUCCGCGUUCAUCAAGAACUCCAAGCCAGACGCCAACGAGGCGCUGGAGCGUGGACUGCUGAAGACCCUGCAGAAGCUGGACGACUACCUUCGCUCGCCGCUGCCCGACGAGAUCGACCACAACAGCAUCGAGGACGUCAAGUUCUCCAGCCGCAAGUUCCUGGACGGAGACGAAAUGACCCUGGCCGACUGUAACCUGCUGCCCAAACUGCACAUAGUUAAGGUUGUGACCAAGAAGUACAGAGGCUUCGACAUUCCCAAAGAGAUGACGUCCAUCUGGAAGUACCUGAAUAAUGCCUACACGCGCGAAGAGUUCACCAACACCUGCCCCAGUGACAAGGAGAUAGAGAUCGCCUACGCGGAUGUGGCCAAGAGGCUGGUCAAAUAAACUCCCCACCCACCCACCCACCACCCCACCCACCACCCCACUCUCACCUCCCUGCACAUCCCACUCCACAGCAUCGGGACUGAUGUGGCUCAUUCACUCACGAGAAAGAAGAAAAAAAAA
Messenger RNA from Fundulus heteroclitus (mummichog), 1366 nucleotides. RefSeq names its product chloride intracellular channel 4 (gene clic4). The transcript has 6 exons. The coding region runs from base 488 to 1246 and encodes 252 amino acids. Lineage: Eukaryota; Metazoa; Chordata; Actinopteri; Cyprinodontiformes; Fundulidae. The record is from RefSeq and is a predicted model, not a curated record.